AAGCAAUCAUCGCCAGAAUUGCUCCCGGCCACAGCCAUCAUGCCAGCGGAUAUUCGCAGCUUCUUCGGCGGCGCUCCGAAGGCGCCUGCACAGAAGAAAGAAGAGAAACCAGCACCAAAGAAAACGUCGCGCGCCAGUCGCGUAGUUGACGACUCCGAUGACGACGAGGACACAAAGCCUAAAAAGGUGACGCCCAAGAAACCCGCUCCCAAGAAAGCAAAGAAAGAGCCCACACCCGAGCUAGAAGAAACCACCACAUCCGAUUUCUUUGCCAGCAGGAACAAACCCAAGCGAACAGAGCCCGUCAAGAAAGCACCCGUUCCAGCUCCGAAGACUACGCCCAAGAAAACACCGGCCAAAGCAGCGGGCAAGGUUUCCAAAGCUUCCACACCCGCCUCAAAAGGGAGGACAUCUACCAGAGCGAAGAAGCCAGUCACCUCAUAUGCCGCACAUGAUGAUGACGACGAGUUUCCAGACGACGAUCUUGAUGUGGCCGAUGACAUAUUCGAGGAGGACUACAAAAAGGGAGGAAAGAACGAUGACUAUGUCGAAGCCGCAUCUAGCGAUGACGAUAUGCCCGUCGAACUUCCCCACCGUGGCACACCGAGACAGCCGGCGAAAAAGCAAAAACCACUCAAGGACGAAGAUGACUUUGACCCAGAGGAUGAAGAUGUCGACAUGAAAGACGUGGACGCUGAAGACGAUCUUGUCGAGCCAGAAGAGGAAGAACAAGCGGUCAAAAGCAAGCCCAAGAAGUCCUCGGCUGUCGGCAGGAAACGGAAAACGCCCGAAGUAGACGACGAGGAAGAUGAAGACGAGGAUGAGAAGCCCAAGAAAGGCCGCGCAAAGAAGAAUACUCCGGCCAAGCAACCCGCCAAAAAGAAGGCAAAGAAAGAAGAAGAACCCAAGGAAGAUAAGAACAUCCAGGCUAUUUACGACAGCAUUCCUCAAGUGCGAGCGCCUACACCUCCGCCAAAGGACCCAAACGCGAAAUUUGACUGGAGAACGAAAGCAGGAGGUGGCAAUGCAGCGGCGGCUCCUGUCGGAGGGGGCUCGGAGGAGAUGCCUUCUGGAAGCGAGACUUGUCUAGCUGGCUUGACGUUCGUUUUCACCGGCGUGCUUUCAAAAUGGGGUCGGCCAGAGGCCCAAGAGCUGAUCAAGCGUCACGGUGGCAAAGUCACAGGUGCGCCGAGUAAGAAGACCGACUACGUUGUUCUCGGAUCGGAUGCUGGGCCGAGCAAACUGGGGAAGAUCAAAGCUAUGAACAUCAAGACGAUCGAUGAGGAUGGUGUCUGUGCACUCAUUGAGAAACUGACAGCCGCUGGAAACAUGGGCAAUUCAAAGGCCCAAGCUGCGCACAAGCAGAAGCUGGAGAAAGAGGAAGAGAAGGUCAAAGAGCAGGCGGCGCUGAUGGAAAAGGAAGAAAAGGAAAGAUUGAAAGCGUUGAAGGCCGCACAAGCCGCCAAAGCCCCCAACUCUUCUGCUACUGCCCCCUCUGCUUCCGAUGACACAUUGUCAGAACCAAGCGUGGAUUCUCGAUUGUGGACUACCAAGUACGCACCGACAUCCCUGAGUCAGAUUUGCGGCAACAAAGCCACAGUAGACAAACUUCAACGCUGGUUGCAAAAGUUCCCAAAGAGUCUAAAGACAAACUUCAAGCUGGCCGGUCCGGAUGGCAGUGGUAGUUUCCGCGCUGUUAUCAUUCAUGGACCCCCUGGUAUAGGUAAAACUACGGCAGCACAUCUCGUAGCUAAGCUCGAAGGCUACGAUAUCGUCGAGCGAAAUGCCAGCGACACCCGAAGCAAGAAGUUAAUCGAGGAAGGACUACGCGGCGUUCUCAGUACGAAUUCCCUUCACGGAUACUUCGCUGGAGAUGGCCAGUCUGUGGAGUCGAAAAAGAAGAAGAUGGUUCUUAUCAUGGAUGAAGUUGACGGUAUGUCCGCUGGUGAUCGUGGUGGAGUAGGUGCUCUCGCUGCGGUCUGCAAGAAAACAGAGAUUCCCAUGAUCUUGAUCUGCAACGACAGGCGACUGCCGAAGAUGAAACCUUUCGACUAUGUCACCUAUGAUCUGCCAUUCCGAAGACCCACCACCGAUCAGAUUCGUUCCCGCAUGAUGACUAUCGCAUACCGAGAACAGCUGAAGCUUCCUGUACCUGUCAUGAACGCGCUGAUCGAGGGUACACACGCGGAUAUCCGACAGGUAGUGAACAUGAUUUCUACCGCCAAGCUGGAUCAAACAGCCAUGGAUUUUGACAAAGGCAAAGAGAUGUCCAAAUCCUGGCAGAAGCAUGUCAUUCUCAAGCCGUGGGAUAUUACGCAGAAGAUCCUCGGAGGUGGCAUGUUUGCAGCAAGUAGCAAAGCUACGCUCAACGACAAGAUUGAAUUGUAUUUCAAUGACCACGAGUUCAGUCCGCUUAUGAUCCAGGAAAACUACCUGGGCACGAACCCCAUACUGUCACUGCAGUCCAGUGGCCCAGAGAGGAAGUUAAAGAUGUUGGAGUUGGCAUCCAACGCUGCAGACAGUAUAAGCGACGGUGAUUUGGUUGACCGAAUGAUUCACGGUUCUCAGCAACACUGGAGCCUGAUGCCGACGCAUGCUGUAUUCAGUUUCGUCAGGCCAGCCAGUUUCGUCGCUGGGAGCACAGCGGGACAUCAGACUCGUUUUACGACAUGGCUCGGCAAGAACAGCAACCAGCAAAAGCUUACUCGUAUGGUUAAGGAGAUCCAAGCUCAUAUGCGGUUGCGAUCGUCAGGCGACAGACACGAGGUUCGCCAGCAAUACAUUCCCAUCUUCUGGCAGCAACUCGUCAAGAAGCUGGAGCAGGAAGGGAAAGACUCUGUACCAGAUCUGAUCGAACUCAUGGAUAGCUAUUUCCUGACCAAGGAGGAUUUCGAUGCCAUCAUGGAACUUGGUGUAGGUCCGAUGCAGCAGGAGAAAAUCAAAAUCGAGACGGCGGCGAAGUCGGCAUUCACUAGAAUCUACAAUCAACAAGCCCAUCCUCUCCCCUUCAUGAAAGCAUCCAGCGUGGUGGCACCCAAAAAAGCCGCGAAGGAGAAACCAGAUCUCGAAGAAGCCAUCGAAGAGUCGGACGAAGAGGAGGUAAUCAACGAAGUGAAGGACGAAGAAGAGGACGUCGACUUAUCGAAAGACAAAUACGUCAAGCAGCCGAAGAAAAAAGCAGCGCCGAAGAAGGGGGCUGCAGCCGCCGGCUCUAAAGCGAAGGGCAAAGGAGGACGGAAGAAGGCAGCCAACGACGAUGAUGACGAGGAAAGUGAGGAGGAGGUUAAACCCAAAGCAAAAGGGAAGGCGAAGGCGAAGAAAUGA
Molecule: messenger RNA, 3324 nt
Organism: Periconia digitata
Lineage: Eukaryota; Fungi; Ascomycota; Dothideomycetes; Pleosporales; Periconiaceae
Source: the annotation of a GenBank genome assembly